AUGACGAAUACAGAUGAAUCGGAGAGCUGCGGCAGCAGAGCCGUCGUGGCUUCGCCGUCCAAGGAGAACCCUAGACAAUACCGGAUGAAACUCGAUGUCUACGGCGAAAUCUUACAGCGGCUCCAGGAAUCUAACUAUGAGGAAGCCGCUCUACCUGAUUUCGAGGAUCAGCUUUGGCAACAUUUCAAUCGUCUUCCUGCUCGAUAUGCACUCGAUGUUAAAGUUGAGAGAGCAGAAGAUGUUCUCACACAUCAGAGACUACUGAAACUGGCGGAAGAUCCUGCAACGAGGCCUGUGUUUGAUGUUCAUAGUGUACAGGUUGCUCCCAGAAACUCUGCUGACUCUGACCCUGCGUUGGAGGAAGAUGCUCAAAGCUCUAGCCACACAAGUGGACAGGGGGUUCUUGCACCUCCAACUUUUGGCUCUUCUCCAAAUUUUGAGGCGAUUACUCUUGGAAAUAAAAUUGUUGAAGAUGUUGAUAGUGCUGUUAAUGCAACUCUGACUACUCGACCGAUGCAUGAGAUCACCUUCUCAACCAUCGACAAGCCUAAACUCCUUAGUCAGCUUACUUCCCUGCUUAGUGAGCUUGGAUUGAAUAUUCAAGAGGCUCAUGCUUUCUCCACUGUCGAUGGUUUUUCUUUGGAUGUCUUUGUUGUCGAUGGUUGGUCUCAGGAGGAAACAGACGGUUUAAAAGAUGCAUUAAGCAAGGAGAUUCUGAAGCUUAAGGAUCAACCUGGUUCUAAACAGAAAUCUAUUACUUUCUUUGAGCAUGACAAAUCUAGCAACGAGCUGAUACCCGCCUGCAUUGAAAUACCCACGGAUGGAACUGACGAGUGGGAGAUUGACGUGAAACAGCUCAAAAUUGAAAAGAAAGUGGCAUCUGGUUCAUAUGGGGAUCUGCAUAAAGGCACUUACUGCAGUCAGGAAGUGGCUAUCAAAUUCCUCAAGCCUGAGCGUGUGAACACGGAGAUGCUUAGAGAAUUUUCUCAAGAAGUUUAUAUUAUGAGGAAAGUCCGCCAUAAAAACGUUGUCCAGUUUUUGGGUGCAUGCACACGAUCUCCCACCCUCUGUAUUGUGACUGAGUUUAUGGCUCGGGGGAGCAUUUAUGAUUUUCUUCACAAACAGAAAUGCGCUUUCAAACUUCAAACGUUGCUUAAAGUUGCACUUGACGUUGCAAAAGGGAUGUGCUAUCUGCAUCAAAACAAUAUCAUCCACAGGGAUCUUAAGACUGCAAAUCUUCUUAUGGAUGAACAUGGACUUGUCAAGGUUGCUGAUUUUGGAGUUGCCAGAGUACAGAUUGAGUCAGGGGUCAUGACAGCCGAAACAGGAACUUAUCGAUGGAUGGCUCCAGAGGUCAUUGAACACAAGCCUUACAGUCACAAAGCUGACGUGUUCAGUUAUGCGAUAGUGCUAUGGGAACUUUUGACUGGUGAUAUACCAUAUGCUUUCUUGACUCCACUACAGGCGGCUGUUGGCGUUGUUCAGAAGGGGCUUAGACCAAAAAUUCCAAAGAAAACACACCCAAGAGUGAAGGGACUUCUAGAGAGAUGCUGGCAGCAAGAGCCGAAGGAAAGGCCAGACUUUGAGGAAAUCAUAGAAAUGCUUCAACAGAUAAUGACUGAAGUAAACGUCGUACCAUGA
This is a messenger RNA of Brassica napus (rape), 1641 nucleotides long. RefSeq names its product probable serine/threonine-protein kinase drkA. Gene Ontology annotation, biological process: protein phosphorylation. The record is from RefSeq and is marked provisional. Lineage: Eukaryota; Viridiplantae; Streptophyta; Magnoliopsida; Brassicales; Brassicaceae. Gene Ontology annotation, molecular function: protein kinase activity; ATP binding.